This is a messenger RNA of Trichosurus vulpecula (common brushtail), 1674 nucleotides long. RefSeq names its product disintegrin and metalloproteinase domain-containing protein 20-like. Gene Ontology annotation, biological process: proteolysis; male gonad development. Bases 1 to 1674 code for a protein of 557 amino acids. The record is from RefSeq and is a predicted model, not a curated record. Gene Ontology annotation, molecular function: metalloendopeptidase activity. The transcript is spliced from 2 exons. Gene Ontology annotation, cellular component: sperm head plasma membrane; external side of plasma membrane; plasma membrane. Lineage: Eukaryota; Metazoa; Chordata; Mammalia; Diprotodontia; Phalangeridae.
AUGGGGGUGGCGGGGCUCUCCCUUCUGCUGGUGCUCAGCCUCGAGGUGCUUCUGGCCCCCACAGAUUGCCUCCAACCCCGGGCAGGCUGGCGCUUCGCCUCCUAUGAAGUGGUGAUUCCUUGGAAGGUGCCUCCCCAAACUGGCAUCGCCGAGGUUUCAGGAAGGCACACGUACAUUCUGUACGUAGAGGGUCAGAAACGAGUGGUGCACCUGAAAGUUAGGAAGCUCUGGAUGCCCCGACAUCUCCCAGUGUUCACUUACAACGACCAGGAAGUUCUCACAGUGGACCUGCCCUUCAUCCGUGAUGACUGCUACUACCAGGGUGUUGUGGAGGGCAUCCCUGAAUCCGUGGUGGCCCUAAGCACCUGUUCUGGAGGCCUCCACGGGAUGCUAAAGAUGGAGAAUCUCACCUACGAGAUUGAGCCCCUCUCCACCACGAUCACUUUUCAGCAUCUGGUGUAUCGUUUGGAGGAACUGGAGGAUAGUGGACUUAAAAUGAAAUGUGCCACAACUGAUGAGGAACUAAGUGGUCACAGCUUUCAAGGACUUUCAGACAUUGUACCAGAAACUCUAACCAAGGGGGAUACUUGGGCACCCACCAGAUUUGUGGAGCUGGCUGUUCUGGUAGACCAUGAACAAUUUAUCUUCUUAAAUCAAAACAAAACAAAAGUGCUGGAGCAGGUUUUAAACAUAGGUCAUAUAGCUGACAUCCUCUAUGACCCACUGCGAAUUCAUAUAUUUUUGGUGGGCCUAGAAAUAUGGACUCAAGGUAAUCUAAUUGACAUCAUAGGUCCUAUGUGGACAGUUGCUUUGGAUUUUCAUAUGUGGCACCAGAAAACUCUUCCAGGACGCUUACAGAUGGUAGAAAAUGGAGAGGAAUGUGACUGUGGGUCGGAAAAGGAUUGUAAACAGGAUCAUUGUUGCCAAUCCGAUUGUAGACUGUCUCCUGGUGCUGAUUGUGCCUUAGGUUGUUGUAAGAAUUGUAAGGUUGUUCCAGCGGGGCAAUUAUGUAGAGCUCAGAUCAGCAACUGUGACCUUCCAGAGUACUGCAAUGGAGUUUCACCCUGGUGCCCAGCAGACACAUAUGUGCUCAAUGGAAGCCCAUGUGGAGAUAGUGCUUUCUGUUAUGAGAAAUAUUGUCAAGGCCUUGACCAACAAUGCAGAAGUAUCUUUGGUCAAAAGGCAAAAAGUGGUUCCUUAAAAUGUUUCAGGAAAAUCAACAUGGAAGGAGACCAUUUGGGUAACUGCAGCCUUUUGGGGGACAAAUAUAAGAAAUGUGCUGAAGAUCAUAUUUUAUGUGGAAGAAUACUGUGUGAAAAUGUAAUAGAAAUCCCUGUUACAGAUUUUGUCAGCAUCUUUCAGAUGAAUGUUAAUGGUACCACCUGCUGGGGGACAGAUUAUCACUUUGGGAUAAGAGGUAUUGAUAUUGGAAAAGUGAAAGAUGGAACAAGGUGUGGACCGAAGAAAAUGUGUAAGAAUAGGAAAUGUGUCGAUAUUCCAGAAGAAAAGGAUGAAUGUAAUGCAACAAAAUGUCAUGGCAGAGGCCUGUGCAACCAUAAUCAGAAUUGCCACUGCCUGUAUGGAUGGAAUCCUCCCUAUUGUAAUUUUAAAGGCUAUGGGGGAAGCAUUGACAGUGGACCUGUGCGCCCCCCCCAAAAUUCAGUAAACUCUUGA